UGAGGCCAUUGUCAGGGGUGUCAACACUCAGGGCAGAUUUCUGUCCACUGACAUAAUCACUCGAGAACAUUUGGGAUUUAAAUGAAGUAAUGUUUUGCAGAACGUCCAGCGUUUCACAGUUUUCCUGGGACUACAUGCGUCUGGAUUGAAGUACCACCCGGACACACGUCAAAACCUCAGUGUGGCAGCACCAGAGAUGAGUGGGUCCAUUUGCGUCGCCAGUGCAUUGCAGCUUUAACCGGUCCAUCAUGCCUUGCGGUGUCCCAGUUCUGUUCCGAUGUAAUUUACAACAAGCUCUGUGAUCCCCCCCCCCCUUCCUCCUCCUCCUCCUCCUCCUCCUCCAGCCUCACAGAGCGGCAGGUCAACAGGCAGAGCCGGGUACAUGUUGAAAGCCCCGUGUCGGAUGUCCGGUGACUGGAUGGGACGCGUGUUUACAUGCACACGGGCUGUAGAGGCGGGGAUGUGCGCACACCGUUAACUCCGGGUGCAGGCGGCGGAUCGGCUCGGAAUAAACAGGGAUCUCUCGUGUAACAUGCAGCGGAAAGUGUCGGAUUUUACACCAGAGAGAAACACUGAGGCUGCAGCAGCACAGGAGAGUUUGAAAUGCACUAACACGCUGUGAUCCGCGGUUGAAAAGAGACCGUGCCCUCCAAUCAAUCCAGUCAUCUGUGCGAGGCCUUGGACAAAGCCGGAGCUGUGUCGCCAUGCCAAAUGCAGGCCUCGCCCUUACCAGAUGCCUUCAGUACAGAGGGGUGUGCAGUGCAAUGCAGUCUCAGUAGGGAAAAGGCCCUCGAGGGGGAAUCGGUAGUUAAAUUGCAGGAGAGACGGGAGUCCCGUUCCAGCUGCGAUGAAGAUGGAAGGCGGCUAAAUUGUUAAGGGAGGCCUCAAGCAAUAUGAAGAGUCAAGGAUCAGAGCAGAGCUGAUGGCCCAGUCAGGAAAAAGGAGGGCUGCUGCCCGGUAGGGUUGCAAAACUCUGAGCAUUAGGCACCUGCUCCUGAACUGCUCUGUUGCUCCGGACUGCUGUCGUGGCCUUGCCAGGAUGGACAAUGACUCAUUAUUAGCACCCCCUUGUGGUGUGGAGGAAUGAGGGCCUCUGGAUGAAGGCCAUGGAGCUGAAAGUGUGGGUGGACGGAGUGCAGCGCAUCGUGUGCGGGGUCACAGAGUUCACCACAUGCCAGGAAGUGGUCAUUGCUUUGGCACAAGCCAUUGGACGCACUGGCAGAUACACUUUGAUAGAGAAAUGGCGGGAGACAGAACGUCACCUGGCUCCGCACGAAAACCCUGUGGUGUCCCUCAACAAGUGGGGUCAGUACGCCAGCGACGUGCAGCUCAUCCUCCAGCGAACCGGCCCGUCCGUUAGCGAGCGGCCGACCUCUGACGGGCAGGCUCGCGUCCCAGAGCGUGGCUUCUACCGGCAGAGCCUCCCACCUCUGGCCAAGCUCCGCCCGUCAGGGACAGACCGCUCGCUCAAACGAAGGGAACCCAAGCGCAAGUCGCUGACCUUCACUGGAGGGGCCAAAGGUCUGCGGGAGAUAUUCGGGAAAAGCAGAGAUGCUGAAGCCAAACAGGCCCAGCAGCGCAGUGUGAGCCUGAACCUGAGCAGAGUUGGUGGUGGAGUGGCAUCUGUACCUGGGAGCCCAGCCAGAGAGCUAAGCCGUUUGGUGCAGCUGCAGAGGGACAAACUCCAGGCCCUGGAGAGCCGUCUGCUGGGCUGUGAAGCCGAGCUGGGAGAAUGGGAGGAGGCCGGCGUCGAGGCCAAUGAAGGAGAAAAUCUGGAGGAGGAACUGCUGCUUUUAGAGCAGCAGGUGAGGAGGAAUGAUGCCGAGAUGGAGGAGGAGGAAUUCUGGCAGAACGAGCUGCAGAUCGAGCAGGAGAGCGAGCGGCAGCUCCGGCAACAGCUAGCCGAACUGCAGAGCCGCGUACGCGACUGCGAGGCCAAGCUCUCGGAGAGCUUAGCACGCAUACAGAACAUGGAGACAGGCCUGGAGCAGGAGCGUCUACAGCAGGAGGCCGAGCUCAACCAGAAGGUCAACGAGGAGGAGGUGCAAGCCCAGCUGGAGAAAGUGAGGGCUGAGCUGGAAAUGCAGAGCCAACAAACGGCACGGCUGGAGAGCAGCUGCAGGGCAUUGGAACGCUCACUUGGCCAGUCAGGCAAGAGAUUACAGGAAAAGGAACAGGAGCUGGAGCAGCUGACAAAAGAGCUAAGACAGGUCAACCUGCAGCAGUUCAUUCAGCAGACUGGUACCAAGGUCACAGUGCUGCCCGCUCUACCUACAGGAGAGAACAACAACGAAGCGGAGUGUGGUUCUCUGACGAGACGUGGAUCCUCGCGUCUCUUACCCAGCGACCUCCGCGCUCUGCAGACCGCCGUCUCCUCCAGCCUCAACCCAGAGGGCAUCUACGUUUGACCCAGAAGAUGUAGCCUGAUGUUUAUAGGGACUACUACAGACUGCUAGUGCUCUGGGAACAUCCAAACUGUGGAGGAUGUUUGGAGAAAAAACAUGAUGGAGGAUCAGUGGGGUAUUAUAAUGGACAAGUUUGAUCUGUUUUGCAUCUUUUUUGCACUGCCUCCUCUUCCAUCUUACCAGGACUGCCACUCAAACUGAUGUCAAUAUCCAUUAGCAAACAAACAUUCAGUCUAUUUUCUGUGCUCUAAUGGAUGAGUGAAGAUUUAAAAAAAAAAAAAAAAAAAACAAGCCAGCAGAUGUAUUCUUGUCAAAAUAAGGAGGCUUGAGGCAAACAGUGUGGAUCAACUUUAUUUUUAUUUUCUAAACCAUGAACAGGAGAGGGUUUCAGGAUGCAGAGUUCAAUGCAUAGACAAAAAUAUAAUUCACGCACGAGCAUGCACGCCACACCUGUGCUAUAACCACAGCCAUAUCUGAUUGCCUUACUCUGGUGUUUAAAGACCAGGCAUCAAUAAAUCUAAUGUUAGAAACAAACUCAAGGUAGCUACUGAAGACUAUGCGCCAUAUAAAUUUAUUAUUGGCACCAAUUCAGGUGAUUCCUUGUCACGGUGACUGAUGUCAGAAAAACUCAACAAUGGCUCAAUCCUGUUUUUUCCACAUGAAUCUGAACUUUUAUAUUGAUUUGAACAGGAAAUUUGUCUCAUAUUUCCUGUGGAAAAAUCUCUACCCAUCAAAUGAAACACAUUAUAUUAAAGGAAUAGAGGUGAUAAAAUGGGGCCAUGAAGUCAUAUCAUCAACUGUUUGACAUUUUUGGUGAAACAGAUUGGCUCCAGUUUGGCUUAUUUUGGGUCUGCAUUGUGCGACAGCCAUUAAUCUCCUCUUUGUUUUUCUUUCUCCAAAAACUCUGAAUGAAGCAAUGAGCGAUGACAGAGGCCUUUGAGCCUGCAGUUAAAAUCCAGCCUGAAAAAAAAAAAAAAAAGAAUUGCCAACAAUGAACUUUGUGCUCAGUUUCACCACUGGGUGGUGGCAAAACAUACAUUAUUUAUCCAGCUGAAAGUUAACUGUGUGAAAGUUGGUCCUGCCCUCAGCUGAUUAUCUUUGUUCAUUUUCAUAUUGUUUAAUAACAAAGCCUCAGCACUUUAGCUUUCAGUGUAUUUACCUGAGGUGCCACUUAUGAUACUGGCCAAGUGUUUGACAUGUUUCACUGUGUUUGUUAAGCAGGGACACACACACACACACACACACAUAUUCGGUAAUAAAACAAGCAGUAUUCAUUUGUUCCAUCUGAUUUAUAACAUUUUACUGAACUAAAGAUGUCUCAUAUGAACCAAAGCUAGUCUGAUAAAACAUAAUAGUUAGAUGAAUGUACUUUUUUUUAAACAUGUAUGCAGCUUAUUCCGAUGAAGUUUACCAACGUGAAUAACUCUGCAAAUUGUAAAUGUGUACAAAAUAUUUGCAGGUUUAAAAAAAACAAAAAACAAAUAUAUAUGUAUAUCAAUAGUGACAUGCACAUAAAUGCCCAAAGUAGGGCUUAAGUUUCACACUUGCAACUUAAAUGUGUGUGUGCAUGUGUAACUUCAGUGCCAUACACAGCGUGGGAACUUUGAGUUUCACAUCCAGUUUUCAGUUUUGAACCCAUACUCACCUGUUUAUCAUUUGUGCACAAGUACAGUCUUUUCUAUCCAUUCACAAACUUGAAUUUCUCAUGCAGGUUUUUUCCAGUGAUACAACCACAGGCUUUGAAAUUAUUUCUGGUCAUUUCCCAAGCUCAGAGUCUGACUGACCUUUACACGAGCACAUGAGCAGAAGCUCGUAUUUGUUAUGUGAAUGGACAAUAACAGAGUGAAUUCCUCCCUCCGGUGUGAAGGAUCUUGCUUUGUUGUUUGCUCUGCAGUGCAAAGGAAACUGGAGGAAUUCACAUCUCAACUUGGCAAACUCUCUUUUGAAUAAAAUGGCAUGCCUUACUAAAAAAAACUGUAAAUAAUCAGUCUAUGGACUAGUAGAUUGAAGUCUGAUUAUGCUAGAAUGGUAGAGAGGUUAGAUUAUAAUGCUGCCAUUCAAUAGGCAGCUCUGUGUGCAUGCAACAGUGUGUGAUUGGUAUAUUUGGACUCUGGUGGCUACCAAGGAUGUGAAAAUUCAUCUGAGAUUCAGUUAGUUUUUGGUUUGUUUUGUUCCUUUUUGUCUCGUUGACAUUUUCACUGAUGGAGAUAUGAGCUUAGUUAAAGAGCAGGCAGGCAGUUCAGUGUAUACUAGCAGAAAAAUGUACAUUAUUCUCUUACCUUCUUGUUUAAUUUGAGCAAAAAUAACAUUUAUGGAUGUAGUGGAGAUCCAUGUUGCUUUGAGACAUGGCAAUAAGUCUGCUGGCUAUGUCUUUGUUUAGACGCAUUGCCAACAAUUGGCUUCUCGUAUGCCAUCAGUGGUGCUUUUCAAUAAAAGUGCAUAUACAAAUGAGAUGAUGGAGCCAUUAUGGAGACAGCCAUCAAGCGGUUUUUGAAGACUAUUUUAGAAACGUCGCGGCUCAGGGAUAUUUCAAGACACAGAAUUACCCAGACAAAAAUGGGCAGGAAGUAAUUAGGGAUAAAAGCUGUUCACGGUGCCUUGCGCCAUUUGACAAGUUAAAUCGUGUAUUUGCUCUUGUGGAGACUUGAGCAGCUAUUUGACGAGUUUAACAUGUAGCAGACAUAACACAACAGAUGUAAGUGACAUAAUGAUUGGGCAACCGAAGAAGACGUAGCUUUAAUUUGAAAAGCAAAGCCUGUUAGGUCAUGAUUUAUGUCGCAGUUAGUCCUAAUUUGUCUUAUGUAUGAUGACACAGGAGAGGAACAAACUGGGGCUAGCUGGAGCCAUUGGAUUUGCAGUGUAAUACUGUUCCUUGAAACACCCCUCAAAGUGUUUACAUGCAUACAACGCUUCACUGUAAACAUGCUGUGCUCGGUGAACUGUGCUUGGCCGUUAUCACUAACUUGCAUUAACUCAACUCAUUCAGACAAGUAUAUUAUGAAUUUUUGUACUGUUAACUUACAAAUUCAUUAUUUUCUAGCUUUUGGUUUCUUUCUUUGGGUUAUAAUUCAGUCGCUAUGUAUGAAAGACAUGAAAUCUAAUUCAAUAAUGUAAAAUAUAUAAAUAAAUGAAAAAAAUAUAUUUAAAAAACAUGCAGAAAUGACAUAUGAAUAAACCGCUAUACAGUGCUGAA
Lates calcarifer (barramundi perch) is the source of this 5598-nucleotide messenger RNA. It is a transcript of the gene rassf8b, whose product is annotated as Ras association domain family member 8b. The record is from RefSeq and is a predicted model, not a curated record. The coding region runs from base 1098 to 2408 and encodes 436 amino acids. The transcript has 12 exons. Lineage: Eukaryota; Metazoa; Chordata; Actinopteri; Centropomidae. Gene Ontology annotation, biological process: signal transduction.